Molecule: messenger RNA, 555 nt
Organism: Panicum virgatum (switchgrass)
Lineage: Eukaryota; Viridiplantae; Streptophyta; Magnoliopsida; Poales; Poaceae
Product: ATP-dependent DNA helicase PIF6-like
Exons: 1
Coding region: 1-555 (184 amino acids)
Source: RefSeq, a predicted model, not a curated record
AUGGCUUAUGAUAAUCAAUAUCCUCUUGAUGACUUAUGCAACAAUUAUCCUCUUCAUUUUCUCAACUCGAUUACCCCUAAUGGGCUGCCCCCUUAUGAGUUGAAGGUUAAGAAGAAUUGUCCUGUUAUAUUGCUUCGUAAUCUCGAUCCUCAUAAUGGCCUCUACAAUGAAACUCGGCUGGUGGUACGGGGAUUCCAGAAUAAUUCGAUUGAUGCUGAGAUUGUUAAUGGGCAGCAUGCAGGAAAGAGGGUGUUCAUACCGAGGAUACCAAUGUCUCCUUCAGAAGAUCUCGCUCUUCCGUUCAAGUUUAAGAGGAAGCAAUUUCCCAUCCGGUUGAGUUUUGCGAUGACAAUUAACAAGGCGCAAGGUGAGACCAUACCUAAUGUUGGUAUCUACCUCCCCGAGCCUAUGUUUUCAUAUGGACAGUUGUAUGUGGCGCUGUCAAGAGGUGUAUAUCGUGAGAGUACGUGGCUUCUUGCAAAGAGAAACAUGAACAUUGAUCCUACUGGGAAGAGUACGAAGAAUAUUGUAUAUAGAGAUGUCUUGGAACCGUGA